Messenger RNA from Styela clava, 672 nucleotides. The record is from RefSeq and is a predicted model, not a curated record. Lineage: Eukaryota; Metazoa; Chordata; Ascidiacea; Stolidobranchia; Styelidae.
GAGUAUAUUUAUAGUAUGUUCUUUUUAGACGCAAGAAAUAAAAUUGACAACGUUGGCCCGCACAGACCAGGAAAGAGAGGCCCUGCUGGAGCGAGUGGCCCACAAGGAUCCCCUGGCCCACCUGGUGUUUGCGAUUGUAUCCCCGAAGAAGUAUUAAUAUUGCAGAACGAAAACAAAGAUUUAAAAGAAAAGGUUCAAAGGAUCAGAAAAACAUCUCCAGAAACGUUUUGCCUGCUUGGGAUGAAAGAUGGGAGCAUACCUGACAGUUCAAUUACGGUCUCUUCAAACUCUGGCUCAAAAAAGUACAGCAGACUAGAUCACGGAUCGCAUGGAUGGUAUCCAAACUCAAACAACCCCGGACACGAAUGGAUAAUGACAGACCUUGGUAAAAUUCGACCAGUCACCGGUGUCGUAACACAAGGAAGAUUCAACGCUGACUCUUGGACGAAACAGUUCCAGGUUGAGCAUAGUCGGGAUGGUUUCAACUUUACUGAUGUCAAAAAGAGUGAUGGGAGUGAAAUGGUAUUCCAGGCCAACUCAGAUCGAACAACCAAAGUUGUCAACAGAUUUCCGAAGCCCGUUAAGACAAGAUUUGUUCGAAUCUAUCCCAUGGCCUACCAUAACGGAAUGUAUAUUCGUUUCGAUGUAAUCGAUUGCUGAAUUUAAAAAAAA